Trichoderma reesei QM6a is the source of this 2319-nucleotide messenger RNA. RefSeq lists its product as uncharacterized. The record is from RefSeq and is a predicted model, not a curated record. Gene Ontology annotation, molecular function: ATP hydrolysis activity; ATP binding. The transcript has 5 exons. NCBI's taxonomy places the organism in Eukaryota, Fungi, Ascomycota, Sordariomycetes, Hypocreales, Hypocreaceae. The annotation marks the transcript as partial.
AACAGAGUGGUCAACGACGCAGGCGACUUCACAAUUGAAGCCCUCGUCGGCUCCCCCGACGCCACCGAGGAUAACAGGCUGGAGAUGGCUCGCCGAAAUCGCAUCAUCUCCCGACGCCACGAACACCGCAAUUUGAAUGAUGGAAAACUGUUGCCAGUGAGUAAAUUGGGGACUCCAGGACGCAUAUCGAUGGUGAGGAUACGGUCUGCGGCGGUCGUGAGGGCGAUCAUUGAAUUUGGGGGCAAUCCGACGAUGUCGCUGGAUUAUUCCUUGGAUGGGAAACUGUUUCUUUUCCCACGGCCGUUCACAUCCUUCUUUUAUUGUCAGAAUGAUAUGAAGAAGAGGCUCGCUGAGCUUCGGAGGCGACUUGAAAUGGAACCUGAACCUGAAGGACCUGAGACUGCGGCACCGCAGCCUGGCGAGGAGUCCGAUGAGCGAGCUCUCAACAAGCGCGCCGUGGAAGAACUGCGGCUCUACAUCGAGUUUGUCGAUUCCUACAUCAUGCCUCUAUGGAAGCAAUUUGAUGAAGUGAACGAUAAAACCCCACGAUCCAUUUCUUAUGGCGACAUCCCUCUCCUUUUCAGAGCGGGAGAACUUGCAUACAUUCGGCCGCCAGUCGAGAUCCGCAACAACCCCAACUCGGGCAUCCAAACUGUUUUCAAAAUGGUCCGCAGCCUACGCAACAACUGCCGGCGCAAGGGAAACAUGUUUUGGUCGGUCUACUGCUUAGACUACCAGGAUGGAGGUUACACGGCCGUGUGGAGGACGAUCCAGUUCCCUCAUUUCGACGGCCUAGGGAUUAUUACCACCCUGCCGUGCUACCCCUUGAAGCUACAUCCCGAUUGCAAGCGCUUGUUGGAGCAUCAGAUUAAAGGGGGAGAGAACUUUAGGAAGUGCGUCGAGGUUGGCAUUCGCGACAUUUACUACUCUGGAUGGACCCUUGUGACGGGCAUGUUGCCGAAGUCAUAUAAUGCUAGCAACAUCCCGGAGCCAGAACAUGUUGAAAGUGAAGUCAUUAUCGACUUUAAAGAAGGGCUACGACAGCUCCCUUCUGCGCUCUAUGAGCCUGGGGACGGACGGCUUGAUGAGCCAUCGUUUGAGACUCGGAGACAUGACUCCUUUUUGCCAGAGUACAGAAUCUGGCGGGAACCAAUAUGCGAGGAAUACCAAAGUAUACGUGAAAGCCUCUUCUCCAGGGAAGAUGAGAUACAUCGUCAGAUCUGGCAAGACAUAGAGAAGCAAGACAAGUUUCUCACACGCAACCGAGACAUUGCAGGCAUAUACUUCACAGACAAACACCUCGCCAUCCUUCCCAAGCGCCUCCCCGGCUACGUCCUCCGGGAGCGCAAGUUUGCCAUCCUAAACGCGAGGAAUGUCGAAAUCGACCUCGAGACCGGAAAAGCCGGUCUUGACAUCGUUCAAAUGCCCCUAGGGCACAAACGCAUCAUCAAGUCCGCCGUGGCAGCGCACUUCCAAAAGCGCCAGCGGGAACGAAGCCACCGCACCACAGUCCGCGGCGUCGACCUCGUCCGUGGCAAAGGCAAUGGACUCAUAAUCCUCCUCCAUGGCCCGCCAGGGACGGGCAAGACGCUCACUGCGGAGGCAGUUGCUCUCGAGCAGAAGAAGCCCCUGUUUCCCAUCACGUGUGGAGAUUUGGGAUUUACGCCAGACAAGGUGGAGCAGUCGCUCAAGGAUAUCUUUCGAUAUGCGCAUCUGUGGGAUUGUAUCUUGUUGCUGGAUGAGGCGGAUGUGUUUUUGACGAGGAGAAAUGUUACGGACAUCCAGCGGAACGCGCUCGUCUCGGUUUUUCUCAGAGUGUUGGAGUACUACAGCGGCAUCCUCUUCCUCACGACGAACCGUGUUGGCGCAAUCGACGAAGCAUUCCGCUCUCGAAUUCACAUCAGUCUGAACUACAAGUAUCUCAACUGCGACGAGACAAUCGCCAUUCUUGACACUCACCUCAAGCGUCUCCCACGCCACAAUCCCAAGUCCGCCAGCAGAAGAGUGGAGGAAACCGGAAUGAUCGUAAGGCACAACGAGAUCCGCUCCUACAUUCGCCAAGAAUACCUCAAGUACUCUGAAAAGUACAAGCGAGAACGAGGGCCCUGGAACGGACGACAGAUACGGAAUGCGGUACAUAUCGCCGCUUGUCUUGCCAUAUACGAGAACCAACUCGACAAUAGCCGCGAUCCCGUGGUACUAACAGCAGAACACUUCCGAACAGUAGCCAAAACAACCGACGAAUUCGACGAUUACAUGAAAAGAGUGCGCCGCGCGGAUGCCGAUACAAUGGCGAGAAUGGCCGGUGAGCGGGAUGAC